AUGGAUGCCGCGCUUCAUGCGUACAUAGCGCAGGCGUCCCCCCAUCACGCAGCGCAUUCCAAGGUGGCCGUCUCAUCGAGUGUCGAAGCUGGACGCGGCCUUGUUGCGACAUGUUCUUACAAGCCAGGCGAAAAAGUGCUCGUCGUUCCCCCACGAGCACUUCUGAAUCCAGUGCAAUUGACCCGAGGACGACGCGUAUCAUGGACGCCACUGCAAGCAGCUGAUAGCCGACGCAAUGCUGCGCCGCUUUCGACGCACCAGCUGCUUGCGUGUGUCCUUGCCAUGUGGCAUGCUCAGCAUCAACACGUCUCAAGCAUUUCCCCUAUGGACGCCUUUUUGUUGUCACUGCCAACGCAGUUCGAUACCACUCCGCUCACAUGGGCACUGGAUGGAAAAGCGUCGCUGUUAGAUGCUCUGCCACCCUCUGCGACCCACAAGCAUCGAAUGGUGCAAGCUCGUUACGAGGCAGAUUGGGCUCGUGUGCGCGCUCUCGACAAGGUGACUCUAGCGUCCAUAUGGUCCUGUAUAUCAUUCAUACCCGAGCCACCUCCUAUCGAUGAGCACGAUUUUAUUUGGGGAUGGUUGUGCGUCAAUUCUCGCUGUGUGUACAUGGACUUGCACUAUGCCAAGCAUGAGGACAACUUUACUCUAGCACCUUUGCUAGAUAUGGCCAAUCACACGAAACAUCCGAAGAAAGAAUGCCGCGUGCGCUUCAGCUCGAUGGAUGGCCUCGAACUUUACGCACCUCUCGAAGCCUCGUUGCAGGAGGGCGAGGAAGUAUGCAUAACGUAUGGCCUUCAUGACAAUGCCACACUUCUGACCGAGUACGGAUUUGUGCUUCCUCACCAUGUUGGUGAAGAUGACCGGCAGAAACAAGCGAAUCACUGGCACGGCAAUCCUCAUGCAGGUGUGUGGCUCGACGAAGCGGUAGAACACAUGGUACAGAGCCAAGGUGAGGCAGGUGCGUGGAAACGCUCGCUUCUUCAGCAGGCUGGAUACUGGGGAGACUACACUAUACACCCCUGUCCGGCUCCGGCUCAUCCUUCGCAUCGCUUGCACACGGCGCUCCGCCUCCUCUGUAUGGACGUUGAUUUUCACGCACAAGAGCAUGGCGGGCUACAUGCACGACUUUCUACAAAUCCACGCACGCAAUCCGCAUACACACCCCAAGAUGCCGAACGUGUCUGGCGUCUUGUCAUGCAAGGCAGGCGCGAGCAGGUAUCGGCUUCAAAUGAGCAGUCUGUCCGCGACAUGGUCAUCUCCUUGUGUGACGACAUCACGAGCGGGCAUGCCACGCGACUGGACAACCUGAAGGGCGCAGACAACGUUUCAGCGAGCAUGGUACGUGCGCUACUAGAAGAAGAGUGCCAUAUAGCUUCGCUUGUCAAGGCGAGUACUGAACGCGCGGACCCUUGGUAG
This is a messenger RNA of Malassezia restricta, 1419 nucleotides long. Its product is annotated as SET domain protein. The transcript has 3 exons. Gene Ontology annotation, molecular function: protein-lysine N-methyltransferase activity; protein binding. Bases 1 to 1419 code for a protein of 472 amino acids. The record is from RefSeq and is a predicted model, not a curated record. Lineage: Eukaryota; Fungi; Basidiomycota; Malasseziomycetes; Malasseziales; Malasseziaceae. Gene Ontology annotation, biological process: peptidyl-lysine trimethylation; peptidyl-lysine monomethylation.